CCUACUUGUACUUUCCAAUCCCCCUCAAGAGACCCCGUUCAAUUCCCUUUCACUGGUCAACUGUCCAGCAUUCUUCCCUGUACUUCUUGUUUGUCGGCUGUCAUUUGAUCGCGUGUUUUGAAACCAAAACAGCCUGUUCUGCUCAAGGCGCCAUGGAUUUCUCGAGUCUCAAAGACCAGGUCAGCAACCUGACCUUGUAUGAUCUCAAGGCGGGUGUCCGCAAGGUCCAGAAUGCUGUCAUGAACUACACUGAAAUGGAGGCCAAGGUUCGCGAAGCUACGAACAACGAGCCAUGGGGUGCUUCCAACUCACUGAUGCACGAAAUUGCGAGCGGAACGCACAGCUAUCAAUUGCUUAAUGAGAUUAUGCCUAUGAUUUACAAGCGCUUCACAGACAAGACCGCCGAGGAAUGGCGGCAGAUCUACAAGGCUCUCCAGCUUCUGGAAUUCUUGGUCAAGAAUGGUUCCGAGCGCGUCGUUGACGAUGCGCGCUCCCACAUGUCACUCCUCCGCAUGCUUCGCCAAUUCCACUUCAUCGAUCAGAAUGGAAAGGACCAGGGUAUCAACGUACGCAAUCGAUCGUCGGAAUUGGUCAAGCUGCUCGGUGACGUCGACUUGAUUCGCUCGGAGAGGAAGAAGGCGCGGACCAACAAGAACAAAUUCGGCGGGUUUGAGGGAGGUUCACACAUCAGCGGUGGGAUGUCGAGCUCGGGCUCUGGCAGAUACGGAGGCUUUGGCAGCGAAAGUCUCUCCUUUGGAGGAUACAGUGGUGGUGUAUAUGGUGAUGGCGGCGGCUUCGGAGGCAACACAGGCGAUUUCAACGACUCUGGUAGUCGCUCGAACCGCUUCGAUGAGUAUGAUGAAUACGAUGAAGCCGAUGCCGCUCCCACACGGCGCCGCGCAGCUAGCCCUCCUCGCGCUCGUCCAGCGAAGCAACCGGAGCCUCCGAAGCCCAAGGCGCCCGAGGCCGACCUAUUCGAUUUCAGCGAAGAGCCGGUCGCAACGACAGCGUCCACGUCGAAACAGCCCGCGGGAGCCAGCGCCAGCAGCGGUCUCGACAUCCUUAACACCAACACCGCCGACGACGAUGACUUCGACGACUUCCAAUCUGCCACCCCGGCGCCCGCCCCGGCAUCUUCCGCGCAGUUCUCCAUCCCCGGCCCCGCAUCCACCGUCAGCACAACCUCCAGCACGCAAUUCGCCGCGCCCAAGCCUGUAUCUGGCACCCAAGGGUCGAACCUGAGCGGCAUCGUCGGAUUCACGUCGAUGACGCCGACCCCGACCUCGAGCACCGUUGCCUCGCCCACCCUGUCCCAAAGCUCUCUGGCGCAACCGCACAAGCCCGCCCAAGCGCAACCCAGACCCAGCGGCUUCCAAGCCGCCACCCCCAACUACUUCACCUCCGUCUCCGCCGGCCAGCCCCCUCUCAGCAGCGGCGGCGGCGGCGGCGGCGGCAACACCGUCUCCGGCCACCGGCCCGGCAUGCCCUCGACCUCCUCCUUCACCUCUACCACGACGACCGCCUCCGCCGGAUCCAAGCCCACCGCCGCCUCCAAACCUUCCGGCGGCGACGCCUUCGGAUCCAUCUGGUCCUCCGCCAGCGCCAGCGCGGGUCUCGCAAAGGCCAACGCCAACGCCAGCCGCGGACCCAACCUAGCCAGCAUGGCCAAGGAGAAAGCCAGUGCCGGAAUCUGGGGCGCGCCCGCAUCGAGCAAUGUGACCUCGCCAUCGCAGAGUCAGUACGGCGGUGGCUCAAAGUCGACGGAUGGUGGUAGUUCGGCGUUUGAUGAUUUGCUAGGCUAAGUUGGGGAUGGAUGAUUACUUGCCUUUUUUUUUAAAUUCUUCUUUUCUACUUGGUGUGCUAUCUUCUUUUCUUGGGGCCAAUGUUAUACCGUAGUACGAUUUGCUUUUUGCUUCAAUAUUUUUUCUUCUGUUUGUCAUCCGGAAAAAUCAUCUCGAGAGAUUUUCGCAUUCAUUUUCUUUCGUGUCGCUUACAAAAUAGCAAGCAUAUCUUUUUCCCCCCCCUUUGUUUUCCAUUUCUUGUGGUAUCAUGUUUGUGUCUAUACUUGGAAGAUCACUUAUGUUGCUUUCGCUUUGCUUCUGUUGUCUAGAUGAUUCGGUAGGAGGGGUGUGGGGGAACGGGGUUUAGAUACAGGAAAGCAAUGGAUGAUGAUGUUGGCUAGCUUUCAA
Aspergillus fijiensis CBS 313.89 is the source of this 2189-nucleotide messenger RNA. RefSeq names its product ENTH domain-containing protein. Gene Ontology annotation, cellular component: clathrin vesicle coat; plasma membrane; endosome. Gene Ontology annotation, molecular function: clathrin binding; phospholipid binding. Gene Ontology annotation, biological process: Golgi to endosome transport; endocytosis. The coding region runs from base 153 to 1802 and encodes 549 amino acids. The record is from RefSeq and is a predicted model, not a curated record. The transcript is spliced from 5 exons. NCBI's taxonomy places the organism in Eukaryota, Fungi, Ascomycota, Eurotiomycetes, Eurotiales, Aspergillaceae.